AUGUCAUUUGACAGAGCAGAUACGUAUGCCACUUCAGUGCUUCCACCGCAACAGGACGUUGCGGCGGACCAGAAUAGUGAAAUUGUAAAAGCUUUUAAACGUUUCAUAUUGGAGUUUAGGGUUGAUAAUGAUUUCAUAUAUAGAAACCAACUAAGAGAAAACAUCUUAUCGAAGCAGUUCAAACUCACCGUGCAUUCCGAAGAUCUUAUAUAUUUUCACGAUGAGCUACAUCAAAGAUUGUUUGAAAACCCAAAGGAAACUAUACCACUGUUUGAAAGGGCAAUCACCGAGUUAGCUAAAAGAAACAUGUAUUUAACGAACGAGGAAGCGCCUGCUAUAUUCCCCCAAUGCCAAUUAAUAUUGCUUUCAAAUGAUACAAGAAUAUCUAUAAGGGAUAUCGACUCUGAACACGUUUCAAAGAUUAUAAAGAUAUCCGGUAUAAUCAUCAAUUCCUCGAUGCUUAAUUCAAGAGCAUCAGAAUUGACAUUAAUGUGCAGAACAUGCAGGCAUACUCUCAAAAUAAGAUCUAGUGUCACAUUAGGUUUACCUCAAUAUCCAAAAAAAUGUUUGGCGCCUCCAUCUCCAGACGGAGAUAAGCCCCAAUGUCCACCAAAUCCGUACUUGAUUGUUCACGAUAAAUCUACAUUCAUUGAUCAACAAACCUUGAAACUACAAGAGACAUCAGACAUGGUUCCCGUGGGUGAACUACCUCGUCAUAUUACACUUUUUGUGGACAGGUAUCUUUGUAAUACUUUAGUUCCAGGUACUAGAUGUGAAGUUAUCGGAAUAUAUGAUACUUACCAAAAAAAAGUAAGAAAUACAGGUUCGAUCAAUAAUGCCGCAAUUAGAACACCAUACCUUAAAGUUUUAGGUUUUCAAACUGAGUCUGACCUGCUAAGAUCGUCCGGUGGUAUAAGUAGGUUUUUUUCAGAAGAAGAGGAACAAGAAUUCAUCAAUUUAUCAAAAAUACCUAACUUAUAUGACAGGUUUGUAAAUUCCAUUGCUCCUUCGAUUUAUGGUAAUGAGGACAUCAAAAAGGCGAUUACAUGCCUACUGUUUGGUGGUUCCAAAAAAGUUCUACCGGACGGCAUGAGAUUGAGAGGUGACAUUAAUGUUUUGCUGUUAGGUGAUCCCGGUACAGCAAAAUCCCAACUUUUAAAAUUCGUUGAGAAAGUUUCACCAAUUUCUGUCUACACUUCAGGUAAAGGUUCCUCAGCGGCUGGGUUGACUGCCUCUGUUCAACGGGAUCCUGCAACAAGGGAUUUUUAUUUAGAAGGUGGUGCAAUGGUCUUAGCUGAUGGCGGUGUCAUUUGUAUUGAUGAAUUCGAUAAAAUGAGAGAUGAAGAUAGAGUUGCUAUCCACGAAGCUAUGGAGCAACAAACGAUUUCGAUUGCCAAAGCCGGAAUCACCACUGUUCUUAAUUCCAGAACUUCGGUUUUAGCAGCUGCAAAUCCAAUCUUUGGUAGAUACGACGAUAUGAAGGCGCCAGGUGAAAAUAUCGAUUUCCAAACCACCAUUUUGUCGAGAUUUGAUAUGAUUUUUAUAGUCAAAGAUGAGCACAAUACACACAGAGACAUGUCAAUUGCCCACCAUGUCAUGAACGUACAUACUAAUGGUGGUAAUAAUGAGGAGCAGGCUGAAGGUGAAAUCCCGAUAGAUUUGAUGAAAAAAUAUAUUCAAUAUUGCAAGUUAAAAUGUGCACCGAGGUUAACACCGGAAGCAAGUGAAAUGCUCAGCUCAAAUUUUGUAGCCAUUAGAAAAGAAGUUAAAUUGAAGGAGUCAUUAUCCACAGAGAGAUCGUCGAUUCCUAUCACUGUGAGACAACUAGAAGCGAUCAUUAGAAUAACUGAAUCUUUGGCAAAAAUGGAACUAUCACCCGUGGCAACGGUAAGACAUGUUGAAGAGGCGAUGAGAUUGUUCAAUGCUUCUACUAUGGAUGCGAUAAAAGAGGGAAACACCGACAAUCCGGAAGUUAUUGGUCAGAUCGAGAAUAUGGAGGCUGAAAUUAAAAGAAGAUUACCAAUAGGAUGGAGUACUUCAUAUAAUACUCUUCGGCAAACAUUUGUGGAGAAAGGUUCAUUUUCCAUCGAAGCUUUGAACAAAACUUUAGUUAUGCUAGAAAGGCGUGAAGUUAUCCAGUUUAGACAUAAUAGAUCGAGUGUUUUCAGAUGUGGGGUUUAG
Messenger RNA from Pichia kudriavzevii, 2181 nucleotides. RefSeq lists its product as uncharacterized. Bases 1 to 2181 code for a protein of 726 amino acids. The record is from RefSeq and is a predicted model, not a curated record. Gene Ontology annotation, cellular component: MCM complex; nucleus. Gene Ontology annotation, molecular function: single-stranded DNA helicase activity; 3'-5' DNA helicase activity; single-stranded DNA binding. Gene Ontology annotation, biological process: DNA replication initiation; double-strand break repair via break-induced replication. NCBI's taxonomy places the organism in Eukaryota, Fungi, Ascomycota, Pichiomycetes, Pichiales, Pichiaceae. The transcript has a single exon.